ACUGCCGGCUUCCGCAGGGUCGCGGGAGCCGCGCGGCGGAUGGGAGGGGCUGGAGCGAAAGUUGCGGGCGCGGGAUCCGGGAUCCGGGGCAAUGGAACCGGGCUCCGCUUUGUCCCCCGGCCCUUCCCGCUCCUUCAAGGAGGAGCUGCUCUGCGCCGUCUGCUACGACCCCUUCCGUGACGCCGUGACUCUGCGCUGCGGCCACAACUUCUGCCGCGGGUGCGUGACCCGCUGCUGGGAGGUGCAGGUGGCACCCACCUGCCCGGUGUGCAAGGACCGCGCGGCCCCCGCCGACCUGCGCACCAACCACACCCUCAAUAACCUCGUGGAGAAGCUGCUGCGCGAGGAGGCCGAGGGCGCGCGCUGGACCGGCCACCGAUCUCCGCGCCUCUGCCGCCUGCACCGCGGCCAGUUCAACCUCUUCUGUCUCGACGACAAGGAGCUGCUGUGCUGCUCGUGCCAGGCCGACCCCCGGCACCAGGGUCACCGCGUGCAGCCGGUGAAGGACACUGCCCACGACUUUCGGGCCAAGUGCAGGAACAUGGAACACGCACUGCGGGAGAAAGCCAAGGCCUUCUGGGCCAUGCGGCGCUCCUACGAGGCCAUCGCCAAGCACAAUCAGGUGGAGACUGCCUGGCUGGAAGGGCGAAUCCGGCAGGAGUUUGACAAGCUUCGAGAGUUCCUGAGAGUGGAGGAGCAGGCCCUCCUGGAUGCCAUGGCCGAGGAGGCCAGGCAGAAGCAGCUUCUGGCCGAGGAGAAGAUGAAGCGACUGGCGGAAGACACGGAGGCCCUGGCCCAUGAGAUUGAGCGGCUGCAGAUGGAGAUGAAGGAGGAUGACGUUUCUUUUCUCAUGAAACACAAGAGCCGAAAACGCCGCCUCUUCUGCACAAUGGAGCCGGAGCCUGUCCAGCCUGGUAUGCUCAUCGACAUUUGCAAGUACCUGGACUCCCUGCAGUACCGAGUCUGGAGGAAGAUGCUCGUGUGUGUCGAAUCUGUGCCUUUCAGCUUUGAUCCCAACACUGCGGCUGGCUGGCUGUCCGUGUCAGACGACCUCACCAGUGUCACCAACCACGGCUACCGGGUCCAGGUAGAGAAUCCGGAGCGCUUCUCAUCGGCGCCCUGCCUGCUGGGCUCCUGCGUUUUGUCGCAGGGCUCGCAUGCUUGGGAGGUGGACCUGGGGUCGCUGCCGAGCUGGCGCGUGGGCGUGGUGCGGACGCGCCAGGACGUGGGCACCGAGGACCUCUGGCACAGCUGCUACCACGACACGCGCUCGGGCUUCUGGUACGUGUGCCGCACGCAGGGCGUGGACGGCGACCACUGCGUGACCUCGGACCCCGCCACAUCGCCCCUGGUCCCGGCCAUCCCGCGCCGCCUGCGCGUGGAGUUGGAGUGCGAGGAGGGUGAGCUGUCCUUCUACGACGCGGAGCGCCGCUGCCACCUGUACACCUUCCACGCCCGCUUCGGGGAGGUGCAGCCUUACUUCUACCUGGGCGGCUCACGGGGGGACGGGCCCCCCGAGCCGCUGCGCAUCUGCCCCCUGCGCAUCACUGUCAAGGAGGAGCUGGAUGGCUGAAGCCCGCCCUGCCGGAUGCCACCGGGUCUCGCGCCCCAGUCCCGUUUCUUUCUGUCUCCUCCCAAAGGCACACUUGCCUUGGUACCUCUCUGCCUCCCGCCUUCUUGCCAGGAUCUUCCUACUGGCCAUCCUGUCCUUUUCUGUGGCUCCAGGCCAUGUGCCUCCUCCCUCAUUUUUGGUCCCUUCUCUACCCACCUUUGAAAGUUAUCCAGGAGACACCUCCCUGAUGAGGCUUUUUCCAAAGUUGUGGCAUCCUCUGGAUGUGAAUUUUCUGAUUCACAUUCUAAGAUUGCUGGGGAUAAUGUUUGCUUCUAGAAUGGAUCUGUUUAAAAAUGUGAGUUUCAUCAUUUUCCAGGAGUGGUGAGGCCAGCAGACUGGAAGAGGACUGCUGUUGAGAAGAGUUUGUUACUCACAGUCCCCAGGACGAGGGCCCUGCCAUGGUGGGGGUGGGGUGGGGUUUGGGAAGCACCAGGGUCCUUAGGACGCAGGGGGUGUGAGGGGAAAGCUUGGGUGGGAGACUUAUUGUGCUUUUCAAGGGAAGGAACAGGCCAGGCAGGGUAAGUGGGUUUAUGAUCAGCAAGUUGGAAUACUUUUGACCAGCGCUCAGGCUCAGGGGCUGCCCCUAGUUGUCUGAUACCUGGCCCUGGGAUGCUUAGGACAGGGAGAUACUGGCCUGGAGUGGAGGAGCCCUGUGAGAGGCUGAUACCGGAGGUGGUUGGGGGGUACAGCUCUGCGUGUAGAACGUUGGCUGCAUUUGAAAGGCGUGCUCAUAGGGGAGUUGUUUGCUGUAUCCAGGAAUUUGCUAGCCGGAGAACCCCCAGAUGCCGAAGUGUCAAGAUUACAGAAAGGAAGAAAAUAUAGUUAAUACAGGACCAUUGCCAUGGCUUUGGAGAGGACCCAUGGCCAGGCUUGUCUGUCACUUUAUACCAGUAUUUAAAACUGCUCCAAGGACCUCCCUGGAGCCCUUCAGGGUGGGGUUGGGGGCAAGGCUGCCCAUCAGCUUGGCUCUGAUGUAUUGAUUUACACUUCUUGGAUGAUUUCCUCUGAACAGAGGUUCCAGAGCACUUUAAAACACAUCAUUUAAAAACCAUGGUUUAGACUUGUUCCCUCUGUGGGCCUCACUUUCCUCAUCUGCAGUGAGACUGUAGGCCUGGAAGGUGGUGCCCUUCUGUAAUUGUGUGGAGCAUCUUCCUCUGAUUCUUCUCACAAAGGUACAGAAGGGAGGGAAAGAGGGGCCCUUUCAGUUAGGAAGGAGGGAAGGGGACUCGGUCCAGGGGAAGUACAAGGAGGGAGGGAGCUCCAGGGCUCUUGUCUUUGCUGACCUCAGCCUGCAGGGGAGGUACAAGGAGGGAGGGAGCUCCAGGGCUCUUGUCUUUGCUGACAGCCUGCUCGUUCUUGUUCUCCUGGCUUUUGCGUUCUCGUCCUGAUUUCUCCCUCUGCCAUGCCUAUAGACUCCUACCUCCACCUUUUCUUCCUCAUACCUGCCUGCAGAGAGUUUUUCAUUGUCAACUCACCGUGUCCUGGGACAGUACUGUAAAAGGAAAUGUUUUCCCACUGGAGCAGUGUUCUAAUGGGGGCGCUUUCCUGACCAAGGACUCACAAACUUUCUCCUGCUUGUGUCCCCUGGUUCACAGAAAUGGACAUUUUAAGCAGAAACGAUGAUUCAAAACUAAAAAUUGGUUACAAAUGGGAUGUGUACAUCAUUGGUGGCCAUGGGGAGGGAUGUGGUAGGAUAUGCCACUGAGUGAAGGAAGAGCAGGCGUGGGCGAGGGGGUGAGGAUGUUGGCAAACAGGUGUGAGCUGAGCAGGGCCCCACUAAAGGCUCUCAGACUCAGCAAAGCUCAAGGCACUUUGCAGCCAACACAUCUGAGUCCUGUGUGCACUUUCUACCAUAAAGUAUUUAGCCCAUCAAAUAUAAUUUCUACAUAAAAAUGUUGACCUGAAAUUAUUUUGUUCGUUGUAAUAAACUUAUAAAAAAUGUUUUUCCUUUCCACCUUAGGUGUUGGAAGAGGUUUUUUCUAGAGGGUAAUUUACAUAGCCUAGGCCCCUUUUUACCAAAAUGAAAAACGAUAUUUGAGCUAAAGCCCACUUUGUCUUUUGACAUUUUCUUUUCAGUGUUGUUGUAAACAAAAGUUCAUUCACCUUGUGGCAUGUAUCCCACUUUUUUUGUUUUUAUUAUUGGAUAAUCUAUUGUAUGGAUAUUCUACAUUUUAUUUAUUCUUCAGUUGGUGGAAACAUUUCGAUUGUUUCCACUUUUUGCCGUUAUGAAUAACGCCACUGUGAACACUUGAGUACAAGAUUUUGUGUGGACAUAGGUUUUUCGUCCUCUUGGGUAUGUAUCUAGGUGUAGACUUGCUGGAUCAUGUGGUAACUCUGUUUAACCUUCUGAGGGACUGCCAGGGACUUUCCAGUAUGGCUGCACCAUUUUAUAGUCUUACCAGCAGGGUAUGGGGGUUCCAAUUGCUCUAUAUCCUCAUCAGCACUUGUUAUUGUCUGUAUUUUAACUUAGCCAUCCUAGUGGGUGUGAAGUGGUAUCUCAUUGUAGUUUUGACUUGGAUUUCCCUGAUGCUUAACGGUAUCAAGCCUCUUUUCCUGUGCUUAUUCUCCAUUUGUUUAUCUUAGGAGAACUGACUUCAGAUCCUUUGCCCAUUUUUAACUGAGUUUUUUGUCUUUUUCCUAUUGAGUUGCAAGACUUCUUUAUAUACAUUCUAGAUACAAGUCCCUUAUCACAUACAUGAUUUGCAAAAAUGUUCUGCCACUCUGUGGGUUGUCUUUUCACUUGCUGGAAGAUGUCCUUUGAAACACAAAAGUUUUAAUUUUGAUGAUGGCCAGUUUAUUUUUCCUUUCAUUGCUUGUGUAUCCUAGAUCUCUUACCUUGGACACUGCCCUUAAGCUCAGAGACUCCAGAUUCUGGAUUUUGGCUCCGGCUUGGGCAUUUGUCCUGCUGACAAGGAGCCCUAGUCCAAGAGCCCGUUCCUUCUUCCCUUGAGCCCUCCUACCGCCGCCUCCCUCUCUCACUAGCCCCCAUUUCAUUCUCCUGCUCAAUGUGACAUCCAGGCUGGAGGUUGACUUAAUGAUUCAUGAGCUACCUGAGCCUUUUGAACCUCUGCUCCGUCAUCUAAAUGAGGAUUAGUAUACCUACCUCAGGCUGUUGUGGGGAUUUUGGUGUACAAAUGCCAUGUGGUAUAUCCUAAACAUAGUAUAGAUGUAAUACCUGUUGGCUAAUUCUUCAGAAAGUGGGAGGUUUUGAAUGAUGACCUUACGAGUCAUGUUAAUGAAAAAUCCCAAAGGAAGCUGAGACAUGUAAGUUAUCCAAUAUUGGGAGUGCUCAGAUUUCUUGAGACUUUUAACAAGAAUGUGUACACAAAACUUAUGUUUAUGACAAAUUUCAGUAACAUGGGAAAAUGGUUAUGUUGCGAUGACCGAGAAGACUAGGAUUUAUAUGUAUAGACACGCAACACACACACAAAGACAAUUUGUCUCUAAUGUGUGUGUGUUGUGUGAUUAGAUCAUCCAUUUAUGGGGCUGUAAAUUCCAAAGGUACCAAAGGUUCUAGAACAGUCUCCCACUUCUGCCCAAACACUCAGCUCCCUUCCUUGUGGGCAAUCAUUACCAUGAAAAAAUCCUUCCAGAGAGAUUUUAUGUACAGCAAUACUCUUGUUUUACGAGUAUAUUCUGGCUCCCCCAAUACACUGUAAUUUAAAAGCAGAUACUCUAGAUCUGUAUCUCUAAGCAACCCAACAAGAGGAGAACACUCAAAAUAAAGGAUGUUAUUCAAAUAAUUUCCUCCCCUCCAGGGGGAGGUUUGUCAUGGAUGUUUUCAUGCAGUCACUUCACUGGUGGAUUCAGCUUUUCAUUGUUUAUUUCACCCUAGGGUUUUAAAACAGGGAAAAAACAAAGUGGAAUUUAGUUGCUCCUGACAUUGGAAGACAAACCUUACACUUGAGACCUCAACAUAUGUUUUUAAAAUCUCAAUCUUCACCAAGGUGUCUAGUGACCUAGAUAGCUAGUAGUUAAGAGGCUGGGCUAUGGGAUGGACAACCUGGAUUCAAGCUCUGCUUCAACCACUGUGUCACCUUGGGAGAGUUAUUUAACUUCUCGGUGCCUUAGUUUCAUCAUGUGAAAGAACGGAGAUAAUAUCUUAAGAUUAAUGGAGAUAAUAACCUACUUCAUAAGGUGGUUAUGAGAUUAAGUGAGCAAGUGUGUAAAGCACUUAGGACAGGGUCUGGCAUAUACUUUGCCAUUGAGAGUUUACUAUUGUUUCCCCUGGCGCUGCUACUCCAUAGCUCUGUGACUUCAGAUAAAGCCAUUUGACUUCUGUAAACGGGGAAAUGAAAACAUGGGCAUGAUUUUUUCAAGGUCUUUUCCAGUUCUAAUGUCCUGUGAUUCAUAAUUUGUGUCCCUAGCGAAGGCUGGGAUCCUGCAUGCAGUAGGGGCUGCUGAUUUAGGGUGCUGCUGUCGACCAGUAUCCAAGACCCUCCAUGUGGUACCAGAAGGCUUGCCUCACGUUUGAGUCUGGAGAAAAAGAAAACGAAUGAGUCAUAAUGUGUGAAGGAUAGAAAAGUUAUUCCAGAGAGCAGCAGGUCUUGAAACUUUGUUCCUAAGAUUACUAAUCAAUCAUGCACAAUAAAAUUGUACUGUCAUGUUC
Molecule: messenger RNA, 6221 nt
Organism: Mesoplodon densirostris (Blainville's beaked whale)
Lineage: Eukaryota; Metazoa; Chordata; Mammalia; Artiodactyla; Ziphiidae
Gene: TRIM35
Product: tripartite motif containing 35
Exons: 6
Coding region: 92-1573 (493 amino acids)
Biological process (GO): innate immune response; positive regulation of apoptotic process
Molecular function (GO): zinc ion binding; protein binding
Source: RefSeq, a predicted model, not a curated record